Molecule: messenger RNA, 565 nt
Organism: Rubroshorea leprosula
Lineage: Eukaryota; Viridiplantae; Streptophyta; Magnoliopsida; Malvales; Dipterocarpaceae
Source: the annotation of a GenBank genome assembly
CAGCUCGCUAGCGACUGGAAGACGGCCGGAAAAUCUCUCGGAAAAAUGGCAAUUCGAUGGGCCACGUCGGCGCUCCGGUGGUUUGAUUUCGAUCUCCUCUCCCUCCGGUCCUCCAUCUUCUCAGUAUCCUCCUCCUUCCACUGGCCUCAGCUGAGCUUCAGUUUCGGCCUCUCGGUCGUCGACGAUCUCGUCUGGCCUCUCGUCACCGCGUUCGAGUCCGUCGCUCUCGUCUCCAUGUUCUGCUUCUUCUUCCUCUUCUGCGGCUGUACUGUCUAGAGAGAUGACCUUCGAUCUCUCCCGAUUGCGAUGCCAUCUGAGGAGCUCACGUGGUGAGGGUCCGCCGUCGAUUUCUCGGCGUGGAGUAGCACGUGACUCUGAUGCUUGACGGUGACUAUGCACGUGUGACUUAUGGCAGUUUCUUUUUUAAAUUUGUUUGAAAUUUUGAGUUUUUUUUUUUUUAGUUGGCCAAUAGGGUGCAGACGCGUAAGUGACUUAGGGUAAAUUUUGUCUAUUUCCGUUUUAUAUGGUACUCUGAACAGUUUGAAAAUAUAAGUAAUUGAACUUU